Patiria miniata (bat star) is the source of this 597-nucleotide messenger RNA. Its product is annotated as L-xylulose reductase-like. The record is from RefSeq and is a predicted model, not a curated record. NCBI's taxonomy places the organism in Eukaryota, Metazoa, Echinodermata, Asteroidea, Valvatida, Asterinidae.
AUGGAGCAUGAUACCUUGCUCCUUGAAUACAAUGUGACUAUCAAUCCAACCUCUCGAUCUGUCUCUGAUGGUUGGAAUGAAGCCAAUCUGAAGACGGUCGCUGAGGAAUGCCAACAGAAUGACUUGCCUAAAGAUAAGAUUCUGCUGAUUGUAGCUGAUCUCGAGAAAGAGGCAGAUGUCAAGAAAGUUGCUGAUGAGACCAUUUCACAUAGCAGCUUGGAUGUACUGGUCAACAAUGCGGGUGUCGCUAUCCCCGCUUCAUUGGAGAGCGUUACUCUGGAGCAAUUUGACAAAACGUUUGCUGUCAACGUCCGGGCACCGUUACAACUCACACAUCUACUCAAACCACAUGUAAUUCAAACACAAGGUGCCAUUGUAAAAGUUUCCAGUCUCUAUGGCAUUAUGGCGGUGACAGGGAUGGUGACGUAUUGUAUGUCUAAGGCAGCGCUGGAUUGCUUCACACAGAAUCGUGCACAUGAUUUGGCCCCUUAUGAAGUGAGGGUCAACUUGGUCAACCCUGGCGUCAUUGAAACACCCACGUACAAGCGAGGCGGCAUGACGGACGAGCAGCGUAAACAGGUAAAGAGUAACAAUUAA